Molecule: messenger RNA, 2654 nt
Organism: Pogona vitticeps (central bearded dragon)
Lineage: Eukaryota; Metazoa; Chordata; Lepidosauria; Squamata; Agamidae
Source: RefSeq, a predicted model, not a curated record
AUGGAGAAAGAAGACUCGGCUGGCGCUGGAGUACAAAGUGACCCCCGUAGGAUGCAGAGUGGAAGGAGUGGGGAAUCAUGGGAAAGAAAGAGCCAGGAUAUCCUGGAUGGACACAUCAUCAGCUCACAGGAGCAGUGUCAGCGCUUCAGACAAUUCACCUACAAGGAGGCGGAGGGCCCCCGAGAAGCUUGCACCCAACUCCACCAUCUCUGCCAUCAGUGGCUGAAGCCAGAAAAGCACACGAAUAUUCAGAUCCUGGACCUGUGUCCAGUAACCUUUGGAGAGGUGGCCGUGUGUUUCACCCAGGAGGAGUGGGCGCUGAUGGAUCCUGACCAAAGGGCCCUCCACAGGGAAGUCAUGGAAGAGAACUGGAGGAUCGUGGCCUCUCCUUCCAUGCCUGAUAUUAUCUGCACUGACCAUGAACAAAAUCGCAUUUCUGAGCCACAGCAAGACCACAAGUCAUCCGACCGCUUGGGAAAUGUUAAGAGAGAGCCGGGAUAUUCUGAUCAGAAACCUUCUGCCAGAGGAGAACCGCUUGACGGCAAUAUUUGUGGGAAAUAUUUUGCUGAAAGGAGGGCACUUUCACUUCACAAGAGGGUCCACAGUGCAAACAUAUGUUUCAAAAAGGAAGCAUCUGGAAAAGGCGAGGAUAGCAAACCACAACUCAGGAGCCACCAGAAAAUCACCAUAGGAAGAAAAAAAUACCAAUGUCAGGAAUGUGGGAGACGUUUUGCCAGGAAUUUUUUCCUUCAGGUGCACCAGCGAGUCCACACGGGAGAGAAACCAUACAAAUGUCAAGAAUGCGGAAAAUAUUUUACUUACACUUCAACUCUUCUUGCACACCAGAGUGUCCAUAUGGAAGAAAAACCAUACAAAUGCCAGGAAUGUGGAAAAUCUUUUAAUCACAAUUCAAACCUCCUGACACACCGGAGAGUCCACACAGGAGAGAAACCGUACAAAUGCCACGAGUGUGGAAAAUGUUUUGCUAUCAAUGCAAACCUUUUGACUCACCAGAGACUCCACACUGGAGAAAAACCAUACAAAUGCCAGGAAUGUGGAAAAUCUUUUAAUCGCAAUUCACACCUUCUUGCACACCAGAGAGUCCACACAGGAGACAAACCAUACAAAUGCCAGGAGUGUGGGAAAUCUUUUAAUCAGAAUUCAAACCUCCUGACACACAAGAGAAUCCACACAGGAGAGAAGCCGUACAAAUGCCAGGAGUGUGGGAAAUCUUUUAAUCAGAAUUCAAACCUCCUGACACACAAGAGAAUCCACACAGGAGAGAAGCCGUACAAAUGCCAGGAGUGUGGGAAAUCUUUUAAUCAGAAUUCAAACCUCCUGACACACCAGAGAGUCCACACAAGAGAGAAACAGUACAAAUGUUGGGAGUGUGGGAAAUGUUUCACAUACACUUCAACCCUACUUCUACAUCAGUGUGUCCACACAGGAGAGAAACCUUAUGAUUGCCUGGAGCGUGGGAUAUCUUUUAAUCGCAAUUCAAACCUCCUGAGACACCGGAGAGUCCACACAGGAGAGAAAGCAUACAAAUGCCAGGAGUGUGGGAAAUGUUUUACAUACAAUUCAAGCUUUCUUGCACACCUGAGUAUCCACACAGGACCAAAAAUAUUCAAAUGUGAAGAAUGUGGGAAAUGUUUUGCUCAGACUUCAAGUCCUCUCACACCCCAAGGAGUCUACACCGGAGAAAAACCACACAAAUGCCAAGAUUGUGAGAAAGGUUUAGUUGAGAUUUCACACCUCAUGACACAUGAAAAACCCCAGUCGGACGAGAAACCAUACCAAUGCCAGACGUGUGGGAAAUCUUUUAAUCGCAGUUCUAACCUGCUGACACACCAGAGCGUCCACACAGGAGAGAAACCAUACAAAUGCCAGAAGUGUGGGAAAUCUUUUAAUCGCAAUUCAAAUCUCCUGACACACCAGAGAGUCCACACUGGAGAGAAGCCAUACAAGUGUCAGGAAUGUGGGAAAUGUUUUAUUCGGAGUUCACACCUUCUCAGGCACCAGCGAGUCCACAUUGGAGAGUAAUAUAAAUGCCAGGAGUUCGGGAAACAUUUUGCUCAGAAUUUUAACCUUCAGGGACACAAGAGACAGGUCAUAUAAAUGCAAGACUCAGGGAGUUUUGGUUGUUUCUAAGUCAGAUAUUACGUGGAAUGAGAAAAUACACACAGGAAAGAAACCAAACAAAUGCUAGGGAUCUGGGUAAUGUUUCACUUCCAAUUUACAUCACAGAGUGUAGGCAAGGGAAGCCUACACAGGAGAAUUACUGCAGUUGUUGGUGAAGUCAUUGACGAGUUUUGACUAUUCAGUUUUAUUUCAUCUCUAUCCCAAUUCAUGAGAAAAUUAACUCCACUUUCCUUUUAGUGGCUAAGACUAACUUUUACAACAUAGAGACCCUUCCAGCUGUAAAGUUUUAAGCCCGCCAGUUGUUGUUUUGCUAAUUGAGUUUUAGAGAAAUCAAGAUGGUGGUGACUUUUUUCCACAGUCACUUCAUGAGAUAAUGAAAUUUCCCUAAUUUCUUAUUUUCCUCUUUCUGUACAGUGUAAAUCAUGGUAGAGGAUGGUGGAGAGCUGGUCGUAACAAAGUGUGCCUCCUGACUUAUCCUGGUUAUUCUUAAUGGCAAAGCUAUUUCUGCUUUU